UCUUUGUUGUAUUCUUUAAACAAAAUAUUUCACACAUGCUGUGAUUUAUUAAAAAAAUUCCCAAUUCAAAAAUGAGCUGACUCUACUGAUUACUCUCAAUCAAUUCCCAAUUCAAUGCGUCUCUUUCUGGUUGUUCACUCGCAUUUAUUACUGGGGAAAUCGUUUUAUCAGCCUUGGGUUGUCAUGUCUUGUCCUCCAAGAACACCUCUCUCUCUCAUCUCUCCCCCUACCCCCCACCCAAUGGGUUAUUGAAUUGAAUAAUUGCUCCUUUCAUGGACACCCAUUUCUGAAAAAGCUCUAAAGAGCGCUUCAUGUAUUGGUUCCAAAGCUAGAAAGUAAGAGAUACAGCCCUUUUCAGCUUUCAUUCUUUCAUGGUGGAAAAGGGGAGGAAAAUGGAAAUGGAAAUGGAAAUGGAAAGUGGAAUGCUUUUGAAGAAAGUUGUGAGCAAGAAAAAGCUAGGGCUUGCUUUGAAGGGUAUGAAUCUUUGAAACUUGCAAACAAGAUUGAGAGAAGAAAAUAUGCCUACAGUGUGGUUUUCUUUGAGGAAAUCUCUGCACUGCAAAUCAGAGCCGUCGGAUGUUCAUGAUCCGAAGUCCAGGAGACACUUGAGCACAAUCUUGACUAGGAAAGCAGGGAGGUCAGGCUGUUCAAGGUCCAUAGCAAAUCUCAAGGAUGUCAUUCAUGGAAGCAAGAGGCACAUUGAAAAGCCCCCAAGUUGUAGCCCAAGAUCUAUAGGGAGCAGUGAGUUCCUCAACCCAAUAACCCAUGAAGUGAUUUUGAGUAAUUCAAGGUGUGAGCUCAAAAUUACUGGUUUUGGGGGAGGUGGUGGUGGUGGCGGUGGGGGUGAGAGUGGUGGUGACUCAACAUUUGUGGGUACUCUAAGGCCUGGCACACCUGGUCCAGGUGGUCACCCUACAAUGCAUUAUUUUAACCCUUCAAUUAGGGCUCAAAGAAAGACUGCUGCCCUUUGGUCUCAUAGGGAAGGUUCUGGAUUUGGGGGUUCUGCUAAUUCUGCUGGUGGUGGAAAUGGGACUCUAUCAAACCCUAAGAUUUCUCUUCAGACAGAUGGCAAUGGGCCAUUGGCUGUGACAUGCCACAAGUGUGGAGAGCAGUUUGGAAAGUGGGAAGCUCUUGAAGCACAUCAUCUUUCUAAGCAUGCAGUCACUGAACUCGUGGAGGGUGAUUCGUCUAGGAAAAUAGUUGAAAUAAUUUGCCGGACAAGCUGGCUAAAGUCUGAGAACCAUUGUGGUCGAAUUGAGAGGGUUUUGAAAGUUCACAACAUGCAAAAGACUCUUGCUCGGUUUGAAGAAUAUAGGGAAGUUGUGAAAAUCAAAGCUAGCAAACUUCCCAAGAAACACUCUCGGUGCAUUGCAGAUGGGAAUGAGCUUUUAAGGUUCUAUGGCACAAUUGUGGCGUGCUCACUCGGCAUGAAUGGAUCAUCCACUCUCUGUGUAUCUGAAAAAUGCUGCGUUUGUAGAAUUAUAAGAAAUGGGUUCUCCACCAGAAAGGAACUUAAGGGUGGUGUCGGUGUUUUCACAACCUCUACUAGUGGAAGAGCUUUUGAAUCUAUAGAAAUUUUUGAAGAUAAUCCAUCUGUAAGGAAAGCUUUAAUAGUCUGCAGAGUUAUUGCAGGAAGGGUUCAUAGGCCACUGGAGAACAUACAAGAAAUGGCUGGGCAGUCAGGGUUUGAUUCAUUGGCUGGGAAAGUGGGUCUUUAUUCAAAUAUUGAGGAGCUUUAUUUGCUGAAUCCUAAAGCUCUCCUUCCUUGCUUUGUGGUAAUCUGCAAACCCUAAAGAACAUAUAGGAAAAAAAAUGCUUGGUUACUUCAAUUUAUGAAGGUUGUUUGAAUCAAUUUUUUUUUUUUUAAAAUCCGUGGUAGAGGUCUCUUUUCUUUUCCACAUGAAAGAAUUUUGAUCCCUCUAUCAACUUGCCAGUUGAUCAAUAUUUGUGCUUUGUUUAUGGUAUCUGUAUCUACCUCGGUUAUCAAUUAUGUUGUUGAUGCAAAUAUUUACAGAGAAUCUAUAUAUUCCUUUUUGUUA
Messenger RNA from Camellia sinensis, 2039 nucleotides. RefSeq lists its product as uncharacterized. The record is from RefSeq and is a predicted model, not a curated record. Lineage: Eukaryota; Viridiplantae; Streptophyta; Magnoliopsida; Ericales; Theaceae.